UUAUUUAUUCUUCUCACUUCCCUGGUCCGUCCUUGACAAAUGUGCGUGAACUUCUUUCACCGUCGCCUACUCGGCCUUAGUAAACCCCAAGCAUUCAAACAUCUCCAUUACAGUCUUGCUCCAAAUCCCACGCCUUUUGACUCUCAGUUUCCAACAAAGCAACCACCAUCUUCACAGCAUUCAAACCAAGAACCACCUAAAACUAUAGCAUCCCAAUUAUCUAACUGCACCAGUUUACAAGAAUUGAACCAAACUUAUGCCCAUGUUAUCCGCACCCGCGUUCUAGACGUUUACACUGCCCCAUUUCAUUGGAACAACUUAAUAAGAUGUUAUACUAGACUUGGUGCUCCUAACAAAGCGCUACAAAUCUAUGUAUCCAUGUCCCAUGCCGGUAUCUCCCCUGAUAAUUAUACGCUUCCUAUUGUCUUGAAAGCCGCAUGCCAGUGUUUUUCUAUGGAGCUUGGUAGGCAGCUUCAUUCCAUUGCGAUAAGGCUUGGCCUUGUGUUGAACGAAUAUUGUGAGAGUGGUUUCAUUAGUUUGUACUCAAAAUCUGGAGAUUUUGGGGAUGCAUAUAAAGUGUUUGAGGAAAAUCUUAAGAGGAAGUUGGGUUCUUGGAAUGCUAUUAUUGGAGGUCUUUGUCAAGGUGGGCGUGCAAAGGAAGUAAUCGAGAUGUUUAUCGAGAUGAGAAGUUGCGGGUUCAAGCCCGAUGAUGUGACCAUGGUUAGUGUGACUUCAGCUUGUGGGAUAUUAGGGGAUUUGCAUUUGGCCCUUCAAUUGCACAAGUAUGUUUUUCAGGCCAAAAGUUUUGUAAAACCUGAUAUGUUGAUGUUGAAUUCACUCAUUGACAUGUAUGGGAAGUGUGGUAGAAUGGACUUGGCUUAUAUGGUAUUUUCAAGGAUGGACCAAAGAAACGUGUCAUCUUGGACUUCGAUGAUAGUCAGUUAUGCGAUGCAUGGGCGAGCCAAUGAAGCUAUUGAAUGUUUUAGUUGCAUGAGAGAUGCCGGUGUGAGGCCUAACCAUGUGACUUUUAUUGGGGUACUAAGUGCAUGUGGGCAUGGUGGUCAGGUGCAAGAGGGAAGACAUUAUUUUGAUAUGAUGAGGAAUGACUAUGGAAUAAUGCCCCGAUUGCAGCAUUAUGGUUGCCUGGUGGAUCUGCUUGGCCGAGCAGGGUUGCUGAAAGAAGCUAGGGAGAUUGUUGAGGGGAUGCCAAUGAAGGCAAAUGUGGUAAUAUGGGGGUGUUUGUUGAGCGCCUGUGAGAAAUAUUCAGAUGUGCAGAUGGGAGAGUGGGUGGCAAAGCAUUUACUAGACUUGGAACCUUGGAAUGAUGGGGUGUAUGUGGUUUUAUCCAAUAUAUAUGCUAGCAGAGGCUUGUGGCUAGAUGUUGAGAGAGUUAGAUUGUUCAUGAAGCAGCGAACGCUAGCUAAAAUCCCUGCUUAUAGUUUGACAACAACUUUGAAUUGUAGGAUGAUGAAUCUUGUCUGUUCUCUGUGAUGUCCAGAGCUGUGUGCUUGGUCACUGCUGUAACAAGGUUUCCUCUGUUGCCCAAGUUUCUAUGAAAGCUUCUGGCGAAUUUUUCCUAGAAAGAGCUCUCAGUCAGCUGAUUUGCUUCUCUGAUUUACUGGUGAUCUGGCGGGAUAUGUGGCAAUGGUACUGGCAUGUCCUCUAUCUGCAGUGUUUCGCUGUCAUAACUGAUGGUUCUGCCUCCCUGGUUUUAAUUGGCUAUCUGCUAAUGGAAGAUUAUUGCACUGGUGAUCUGCUCUGCUGCAUCUUGAUCUUUCCUUGUUCACGGGGGCUGCUGCUACAUUCUCUGGUUCACAGCUUUGCUAAGUCACGGCUAGAGAGAGAAUCUGCUGUCUUUCUUUCCCUUUGGCCAUGGUGUCUGUUGCUGUCUUUCUUUCUUGCUGUUUGGUUUGAAAAUAUGCUACUUUCAUAUUGUCCUGCCUCCUCUCGGUAUUGCCAGCUAUCUUGGGAUCCUGGACUCUUGCCAGUUUGGAUGCCCUCUAGAUGCCCCUUGUAGCUGUUUUGCUGUUGUCUUUAUUAGUGGCACAUCCUCUCUGCUGUGUCUUCUGUCCUGCUUAUGCGGAUAUGCUGCUCCUCAUGCAUGGUGUGGUGUAGUUACUGGGUUUUGUCAGCCUUGGAUAGCUCAGCGCUCCUUCUGCCGUUGUUCUUUGUUUUAGCCUUGCUUUUGUUUCCUUUGCUGGCGGUUGGGUUAAUUUUGACACCGGCAAUACUUGUUUGGUUUCUUCAUUAACCUUUGCUCACUAUGGAAUGUUUGGCCUUGCAUGGCUAAUCUUUUGCUGGGAGCAUGUUCCCUCUUUGCGUUUAUUGAACAUCAUAUAUAUAUAUAUAUAUGCAUCUCAUUCUCUGCUUACCGGAUAGUUGGCCUAAGUAUGUAUAACCUGGCUCUAUCUGGUUUGGUUCUGAUUGGGAGUCUGUUCCCUUUUAUUUUCUUUAGUUUUUGUACAUGUAUCUGAACUUGCUGGUU
Messenger RNA from Populus euphratica (Euphrates poplar), 2485 nucleotides. RefSeq names its product Tetratricopeptide repeat (TPR)-like superfamily protein. Lineage: Eukaryota; Viridiplantae; Streptophyta; Magnoliopsida; Malpighiales; Salicaceae. Gene Ontology annotation, biological process: RNA modification. The transcript has 2 exons. Bases 40 to 1491 code for a protein of 483 amino acids. Gene Ontology annotation, molecular function: protein binding; RNA binding. The record is from RefSeq and is a predicted model, not a curated record.